Molecule: messenger RNA, 1012 nt
Organism: Cydia splendana
Lineage: Eukaryota; Metazoa; Arthropoda; Insecta; Lepidoptera; Tortricidae
Exons: 2
Coding region: 94-1011 (305 amino acids)
Source: RefSeq, a predicted model, not a curated record
UACCCCUGGUUUUGUUGCUCAAGUUCAGUAAACCCUAGUUUUGCGCCCUCCCGCAGUCGAUCGACUAGCGCGAGCGCACCUGACGUUGUCAAGAUGCAGUGCUUCAUUUGUGUGACGUACAUGUUUUUCAUCUGCAGCGCCUACCCGCGCCGCGAUGUCAAGCCAGAGCAGCGAUCUCUCUUCCAUGAUGUCAUCGAGUCUCUAAAGAUCAGAGCCCAGCUCCCCGAAGACACUAAUCGCAAUGAUGAAAACAAUCUCGGUCAAAUCUACGAAAGAUAUGGAUACGAAAACGAGGAUAUACAUCUUCCUAAUGACGCCGAAUUCAUACCCAGAAGGAACGACAGAAUCGCAUUGCCAUCCAUGAAGUACAGGCUUCCUAAAAGUUUAACUGUCAAUGAAACAAGCCCCAUUGAAAAAUCCAAGGACAAUGAUCUCAAUGAAAAACCUAAACAAGAAGAAAUAGUCAUCUUUAUAAGCACAUCUGAACCACCUAAAACAACUACGCAGAAGAAUAAAAGAAAGCCAUCCAAACCCGGUAAAGAGAAAUUUCCAAAUCUGGGAUCAGUAGUUGACGAUGGAAACAAAAGUCUCAAAGUGCCCAUAGUUAACACAAUGGCUGAUGAAAGUCACAUAGGAAAUAAAGAUUAUCACAUGGUCGUUACGCCAAAUAUUGUUGUAAACUUUCGCACCAAUGAAAAUUAUAAACAAGGAACUGUACGAAUAGAAGAUGGCAAGAACGUAAGCAGCAUUGUUCCUGAGAUAGUACCUCAGAACGUUUUCAAUAUACACCAAGAAGUUAAAUUAGAGAAAGGGAUAAUGGAUGCAGAGUUUAGGAAAGGUGAAACGGAGACGAAGAAAGUUAAGCAAGACAUAAAAGUGGUUGCCAGAGAUGUGAAACCGAAAAUAGAAGAGGACAUGAUGAUGUGUGAGACAGCGACUGUUAAUCCGGAUGAUGAUGAUCGCAGCGGACGUUCAUUUAAGAAUGUAUUUCAAAUUUUGUUUUCAAUCUAAA